This is a messenger RNA of Lindgomyces ingoldianus, 1670 nucleotides long. Its product is annotated as putative Xaa-Pro aminopeptidase. NCBI's taxonomy places the organism in Eukaryota, Fungi, Ascomycota, Dothideomycetes, Pleosporales, Lindgomycetaceae. The transcript is spliced from 4 exons. The record is from RefSeq and is a predicted model, not a curated record. Gene Ontology annotation, molecular function: metalloaminopeptidase activity; manganese ion binding. Bases 116 to 1507 code for a protein of 463 amino acids.
CACUCAACGCCUCGUAUCAGUCAGCCUCACCCGCAUCCACAAUCUCACUUCCGUCUCAGACUCCCAAUCCCGCCAUCUUUCCAAGGUCCUAUCAAACCCCUGCGAUCAGUUCAUCAUGGGCACGGCAGAAAACUACCAAGAGGUGCUGAGGGGGAAGUAUCCGGCUAAGCUUCACGCGAAGAAUGUUGCCGAGUUUAUCGUCGCGAAGGGUGGAGAUAAGACAGGAACGCUGUAUUUGGAGGCGCAGAAGAGUCGGUUGCUUGAGGAUAAUGAUGAGGCUGAGCCGUUUAGGCAACGGCGAUACUUCUACUACCUGAGCGGAUGCAAUCUUGCGGACUGCUAUCUCACGUAUUCCAUGCAGAGUGAGAAGUUGACACUUUUCAUUCCACCGAUUGAGCCAGAAGAAGUCAUCUGGAGUGGGCUGCCGACGUCGGUUGAGGAGGCUUUGGAGAAAUACGACGUCGACGAAGUCAAAACUACCGAAGAUGUAAACUCCCAUCUAGCCUCCUCAGCCAACAGUCCCCAAACAACCCUCUACGCCAUCCCCGACCAAGUGUCCGACGAAACCACCUUCCUCUCUUACAACAACACCGACUUCUCUCAACUCAAAUCCGCCAUCGAAACCUGCCGCGUCACCAAAUCUGACUACGAAAUCGCGCUUCUUCGAAAAGCUAACGCCAUCUCAACAGACGCCCACAUCAACGUCAUGAAAGCCGCCUCCAGCGCUAAAAACGAAACGGAGCUCGAAGCCGUAUUCAUCAAGAGCUGUAUCGAGCGAGGCGCAAAACACCAAUCUUACCAUUCCAUCGUCGCAGCCGGAGAAAAUGCAGCAACACUACACUACGUGCAUAACAACGCGCCCAUCUCGGGUCAAGAUCUUCUGCUCCUGGAUGCUGGAUGCGAAGCCGAUUGCUACUGUGCCGAUAUAACACGUACAUUCCCCAUCUCAGGCUCCUUCACUACCGAAUCCCGAGCGAUCUACGAUAUUGUCCUCGAUAUGCAGAAGCAAUGCACGGCGGCGCUCAAAGCCGGCGUGAAGUGGGAUGACGUGCAUCUCCUAGCUCAUAAAGUCGCCAUCCAAGGACUCCUCUCACUUGGUAUCAUGCGGGGCUCCCCAGACGACAUUCUCGUUGCUCGAACUAGCGUAGCGUUCUUUCCACACGGACUAGGGCACUAUCUCGGCAUGGAUACGCACGACACGGGCGGGAAUCCGAACUACAGGGAUGCGGAUCCGAUGUUCAGAUAUCUGCGGGUGAGGGGCACGUUGCCAGCUAGAAGCGUGAUUACAGUAGAGCCAGGGAUUUAUUUCUGCAGGUUUAUUAUCGAGCCGUACUUGAAAGAGGAGGGGCAGAGGAAGUUUAUUGAUGAGAAGGUGCUGGAGAGGUAUUGGAGUGUGGGCGGUGUGAGGAUUGAAGAUAAUAUUCUGAUUACGGAGGAGGGUUCAGAGAACUUGACACCGACGCCGAAGGAGGUAGAGGAUUUAGUCAGGAUCAUUAAGGCUGGAUAACUGGGGGAGUGGGAAAGACUGAUGGUUGGGAUGCUUGUAUAUUCGACGAGUCCUUAUGCUGCAUCUCAGUACCUACCGUGGAAAAUGGGGGUGAUUAUGAACAUAUAUUUACAUCCUGUUAAUAUUCUCUCUAAUCUCAGUAAGAUAUUUAACAGAUGGAAUC